AUGACUGAAAGAAUUGUCGGGCCCUUUGGCAGAGACACGCAGCACCCCCACAGCCUCUUCCCCAACGCCCGGUCCACGGCGCAGCACUUUACCGUGUGGUCCGGCCAAGGCAGCGGCGACGCCCAGGGCUUCAUCGUCAUCAAAGGCAUCGAGAUUGUGUGGUUCAACGGCGAGAGAAAGUCCAUUUACAACCACCCGCAGCCCGGCGACACAAAGUCGAGCUUUGAGUUCCAGGACGGCGAAAGGGGCGUCUGGAGCAUCAGGUCCGGCUGGCGCAUCGUCCGAUUCGAGAUUAACACGGACCGGGGCCGGUCGUGGGCGUUUGGCGGCACUUCGGGCGAACUGUACUCGAAUGUGGCAAAUGGAAGGCUCAUUGGGUUUGAGUUGAGCACAGGCUGGGAAGUUGACUGGGCCAAGAUUACAUUCUUGGAGUAG
Messenger RNA from Beauveria bassiana ARSEF 2860, 435 nucleotides. RefSeq lists its product as uncharacterized. The coding region runs from base 1 to 435 and encodes 144 amino acids. The transcript has a single exon. Lineage: Eukaryota; Fungi; Ascomycota; Sordariomycetes; Hypocreales; Cordycipitaceae. The record is from RefSeq and is a predicted model, not a curated record.